Molecule: messenger RNA, 1145 nt
Organism: Brassicogethes aeneus
Lineage: Eukaryota; Metazoa; Arthropoda; Insecta; Coleoptera; Nitidulidae
Source: the annotation of a GenBank genome assembly
GAAAAAUCGCAUCGAAAACUUUCACUAUUUCAGCUGUGCGCACCUUGUGCGGCAAAUCUGUUCCUUACCACGACCGAGCAGAGAAAUCACUUUCCCCUGAAACGGUCGCAAAACAAAAUUAACACGUACGGCGAAGCAAACGUCAAACGUUCAUUAAAAAGGGGAAGAUCGAAAUUUACGGAGAAGCAAUUUUUAAUUCAGACCAUCGAUGUGUUAACAGUGUGGUGCGAAAUGGAAGUUCUUCUCAAAGUGUUUCUCCUGGGAUGUGCGACUUUUUUUCAUUACGGUGUCGAGGGGUAUGAAGUAAGAGAGGCACCGUUGCUCAAAAGUAGACCAAAAUGGUUGAAAGCCUGCAGAAGAAAUGGCCCUGAUAUCAAUGACUGCAUCAAUGAUUGGUUUGGAAGCUUGUUCCCCUAUUUAGCAGUUGGUAUACCCGAAAUCAAGGUCGAUCCCUUCGAACCUCUUCCAUUGGAUAGAGUCUCUAUAAGCAAAGGUUCUGGAGCUAUAACCUUGGCAGGCAGUUUAUUUAACAUGAAUGUAGAAGGACCAUCAAAUUCAACAACCACAUAUUCAGAUUUCAGCGAAAAAGAAAAAUAUUGGAACUUCGGUUUGAAUCUACCCCUUCUAGACAUCAAAUCAGAAUACAAUCUUAAAGGUAACAUCCUCGUGUUACCUUUGGUAGGUCAUGGUACAUGCGAAAUAAAGUUGUUCGAUACGAAAACCAAAAUAACCACAGAAUUGGCCUUCCCAAGAAGAGAAAAUAGGGAGAUGGUCAACAUCGAAAACAUGACUGUCAAAUUUAAGGUUGGAAAAAUGAGGGUCAAGUUCCACAACCUGUUCAACGGCAACAAGAUUUUAGGAAAAACUGUAAACUCUUUCAUCAACCAAAACGCAGUGGAGAUUAUAGACGAACUAGAAGACAGCAUAGGAGGGAGUUUGGCGAUUAUUUUCCGAGAUUUGAUGAACAAUAUUUUCACCAAAAUUCCCACAGAUUUGUGGCUACUUUCAGACGCCGAAUACGAAAAAUACGUUGAAGAAAGAAAAAAUAUAGAAAAUACGAAUAAGACUGAAUCUGUAUAAGAUUUAAUUGUAGUAUAUUUAUUAGAUUUGUAUUAAUUAGAUAGGAGAUGUUGUUAUUUUGAGAA